AUAAACUGUCGCUUGUCAUACAAUUUACCACCUUGUCUGAAUCGAUCCUUGACCGACUCGCCCGUCUACAUAUCUAAUUUCUAACAAUAGCAAGAUAAUAUUUAACUUGUUUAGCUGCCGCCUUGCUUUAUCUUUCCACAUAAACUGGCCAUGUGUUUCUAUUACAGCGUUUCUUCAUCCUUUUUACAAUGGUGCCAAUAAACUGCAGAAUGAAGAGUAGGAUGGAGCGAAUGAAUGGAUGGAUGUUCCUGUCAGCCAAUGGGAAACAAGACAUACCCUAAACCCCUCCUAUGUCAGUGAAUGCGGACGUCAGAACCACAAUCAACAGAACCGAUAAUUGUUCCCCUCCAACAGGAUUUAUAUUUCUCAGAGACGUAUCAACAUCAGGUUGGGUUUCCAGGCAAUGCAGUCAGGUGACAUUCAGCCCUUCUCCCUGAGUGCUGCCUGCUCCGAAGAACCUCUCGUCUCACUCACACGGCUCUCCAUCACGUGAUCGGGUCUUUCUCACAGACUGCAAGUGAAGACGGACACAUCGAGGACGCAACUGUGCCCAUCCUCAUCCAAUUCCGAGGACAGAGCAGUGCCACUCACCAGUGCCAUGGCUGGCAUCACUAUCCGAAGAUUUGAGGAAGAUGACAAGGAGACCGUGAAGGAGAUCUUCACCAUGGGGAUGAGCGAGCACGUCCCUUCCUCCUUCAUGCACCUCCUCAAACAGCCCCUGACCCAGAUGAUCCUGAUGGUCACGUUCUGCGCCCUGCUGGCCAGCUCCAAGUCCGUCCUGCUGCCUGUAGUAGGGGUCACUCUCCUCCUGGCCGGGGCCAAGCAGCUGGUGGGCUACCUCUUCAACAGCUACAUCGACACCUCCCUGAGGAAGGACCUCGACCACAUCCAGGAGACCUACCUGGAGAACAAGGACUCGUGUUUCUGGGUGGCUGAGAGCGACGGCCGGGUGGUGGCAACGGUGGCCUGCCUGCCCGCGGAGAGGGAACCAGGCUGCAUGGAGCUAAAGAGGUUGUCUGUACGUCGGACACACCGGAGGAUGGGCAUCGCCAAGGCCCUCAGCAGGACAGUGGCAGACUUCAGCAGGGAGAGGGGCUUCCCUGCGGUCGUCCUCUACACGUCUGUAGUGCAGACUGAUGCACAGAGGCUGUAUGAGAACGUGGGCUACACACGGGUCAGAGAGUUCGUCAUCCCUGAGCCCAUCGCCAAAAUCACCAACUUUACUCUGAUAGAGUUUAAACUGGACUUACUGCAGGGGAGGAAAUAGGAG
Molecule: messenger RNA, 1270 nt
Organism: Oncorhynchus tshawytscha (Chinook salmon)
Lineage: Eukaryota; Metazoa; Chordata; Actinopteri; Salmoniformes; Salmonidae
Product: N-acetyltransferase 8-like
Exons: 4
Coding region: 599-1267 (222 amino acids)
Molecular function (GO): N-acetyltransferase activity
Source: RefSeq, a predicted model, not a curated record